AUGAACCAGAAACACAUGACCUUCAGGACUGUCUUCAGGAAGUUGCUUCAGGACCCAGACCUCCAGGUGAAGGUGUCCUUUCCUCACCCUACCAGUCCUACCGUGGCAAAGCUGGAGUGUCACAAUGGUCCUAAACACACAUCUGCGUUAUCAAGUCCCUCUGUUGAAAUAAAGGAGGGCAGUUCAGUGACUCUGAGCUGCAGCAGUGAUGCCAACCCAGCAGCUGAGUACACCUGGUUUAAGAACAACCAACCUCUGCUCUGGGAACCAAGUCAACCUCAUUCCUUCCCCUCAGUCCGCUCUGAAGACAGAGGAACGUACCGCUGUCACGCAGAGAACAAAUAUGGACAACUAAGCUCGAACUCGAUAUUCAUGGAUGUGCAGUACGCUCCAAAGACCCCCUCAGUGACCGUGAGUCCCUCUGAUGAAAUAGAGGAGGGCAGUUCAGUGAUUCUGAGCUGCAGCAGUGAUGCCAACCCAGCAGCUGAGUACACCUGGUUCAAGAACAACCAACCGCUGCUCUGGGGACCAAGUCAACCUCAUUCCUUCCCCUCAGUCCGCCCUGAAGACAGAGGAACGUACCGCUGUCACGCAGAGAACAAAUAUGGACAACUGAGCUCGAACUUGCUAUUCAUGGAUGUCCAAUACGCUCCAAAGACCCCCUCAGUGACCGUGAGUCCCUCUGGUGAAAUAGAGGAGGGCAGUUCAGUGACUCUGAGCUGCAGCAGUGAUGCCAACCCAGCAGCUACCUACACCUGGUUCAGGGAACAUCAAGACUCAGUGAAAGAAUCAGGACAGAACUACACCAUCACUAAUAUCACAUCUGAGCAUGGAGGAAACUAUUACUGCCAAGCCCAUAAUGCAAUCGGACUUCAUAAUGCUGCCUUUUUGUUAAUCCAAGUGACAUCAUCAUCAUCAUCUUCUCAUCGAGCAAUGGUAGCUGUAACAACCAUUGCUGUCCUACUGGCCACCGUACUCCUCCUCGUCUUCCUCUGGAUGAGCCCUAUCGCUACGAGAGACUGUACAUUACAGUACCCGUGUGGUGCCCCGCGGCAGUGA
Molecule: messenger RNA, 1059 nt
Organism: Gadus chalcogrammus (walleye pollock)
Lineage: Eukaryota; Metazoa; Chordata; Actinopteri; Gadiformes; Gadidae
Product: B-cell receptor CD22-like
Exons: 8
Coding region: 1-1059 (352 amino acids)
Source: RefSeq, a predicted model, not a curated record